AUGCGGGCUCCCGAAUCCCUCCCGGCAGUAAAGAUUUUGCACACCACCUCAAAGAAGAGCAGUGGGAGGUUUUACAUGUCAGAGAUAAUCAACGCUUUGCCAAAGCUGAAUGUUGUUCUGUGUGGAAAUGACAGCAGAUUAAAAUCUUCAGUUUCAAGCCUGAUCCUGAAUCAGAGUGAGAGAAGAUCAGAGCCAGAAGAUGAAGAGAUAAGAAGCUCAGAUUGUGUGAGGUUAAAUGGUAAAGUGUGUGGACAUCUGAUGACUCUGGUGAAGCUACCAGCUCUGUUUAACCCUCAACUCUCAGAUGAAGAAAUAAUGCGUCAGGCUCUCAGCUGUGUGUCUCUCUGUGAUCCUGGAGUUCAUGUGUUUCUCUUCAUUAUUGAUGAUGGUCCACUGACUGAUGAAGAUAAAGCAGAAACAGAGAAGAUUCAGAGAAUAUUCAGCUCAAGAAUCAACAAACACACCAUGAUCCUCAUAAUCCAGAAAUCAGAGAACAGAACAGCAGAACUAAAUGAAGAAAUGAAGUCUGUAGUUGAGAGUUUUGGAGGAAGACAUGACUUUAUCUGUCUUAACACACAAGUGUUCAUGUUGAUGGAGAAACUGAUGCAGAUGAUGGAAGAAAACAACAGAAGCUUUUACUCCACAGAAACAUUUUGGGAUGCACAGCUGGAGAAACUUCUUAAAUUUGAAGAGAUGAAGAAGAAACGGAUUCCGACACAGGAUGUUAGAGAUGGUUCAGAUGAUGUGAGGAUUGUCCUGCUGGGAAAAACUGGAGCUGGGAAAAGUGCAACAGGAAACACAAUCUUAGGGAGAAAUACAUUUAAAUCAGUCACAUCACAAGGGUCCAUUACUAAAGAGUGUCAGAGAGAAACAGCUGAAGUUAACGGCAGACGCAUCACUGUGAUUGAUACUCCAGGACUGUUUGAUACUGAACUGAGUCAUGAAGAGAUUCAAAGAGAAAUGACCGAAUGUAUCUCAAUGACACUGCCAGGACCUCAUGUGUUUAUUAUUGUACUGAGUUUAGCUCAACGCUUCACAAAAGAGGAGGAAGAAUCAGUGAAGAUCAUUCAAGAGACUUUUGGUGAAAACUCUUUAAUGUACACCAUGAUACUCUUCACCAGAGAAGAGGAGCUUGAAGAUAAAACCAUUGAAGAGUACUUGGGAAACUCAAAAUCUGCCUUAAUGAACAUCACUGAACAGUGUGGAAACAGAUAUCAUGUGUUUAAUAAUAAAAAUAGAGAUCACACACAAGUUUCUGUCCUGCUGGAGAAAAUAGACGACAUGGUGACAGCAAAUGGAGGGAGUUACUACUCAUCUAAAAUAUUCAGAGAGAUGGAGCAAGAAAAACAAGAACAACAAAUAAAGAUACUGAUGGAGAAAAUUGAACAACUGAGCAGAGAGAAAGAUGAGGAGAUAAAGACAAUGAAGAAGAUGAUAGAGGAAGAAAAACACAAUCAUGAGCAAGAGAGACAGAAAAGAGAAGAAGAAUUUAUAGAGAGAGAAGAAAGAUAUAAAAAAGAAAUGAAGGAGCAAGAAAAACAGCUGCGAGACGAGAUGAGAAGAGAACGAGAGACAUUAAAAAAUGAAAUGAAGGAAACAAAGAAAGAAAACAAAGAUCUCCAGAUCAAAUAUACGACAAAAGUAGACAAACUGAUGAAUACAAUAGAGACUGAACGACAGAAUCAUGAAAGAGAGAGAAAGAGAAGAGAAGAUGAGUUUAGAGAGACAGAAGAAAGAUAUAAAAGAGAAAUGAUGGAGCAAAAGAGACAGAUGGAAGAUGAGAUGAGAAGAGAAAGAGAGACAUUAAAAAAUGAAAUUGAGGAAAUAAAGAAAGAAAACAAAGAUCUCCAGAUAAUAUAUGACAAACAACUCAUGAAUACAAGAGAGAAUGAACGACUGAAUCAUGAGAGAGAGAUACAGAGAAAAGAUGAGUUUAAAGAGAAAGAAGAAAAAUAUGAAAGAGAAAUGAAAGAGCAAAAGAGACAGAUGGAAGAUGAGAAGAAAAUAGAACAAGAAAGAUAUGAGAGAGAGAAACAAGAUGAAAGAUUGAGAAAAGAAGAAGAAGAUAAGAAAAGAAAAGAGAAAGAACAAAUGAUGUUGGACCAGUAUGAGAAAAUUAAAAAAGAGAAAGAGAGAACAGAAAGAGAAAGAGAAGACCUUCAGUUAAAACACAACACAGAGAUAGAGAGAAUGAAGAAGAUGAUGGAGGAAGAAAGUCUUAAUCAACAUAGAGAGAAGAAAAACAAUGAAGAAAAAUACAGAGAAAAGAUGAAAGAAAUCGAGAUGACAAAAAAACAAGAACAACAGCAACUAAAGAGAAAACUUGAGGAAACACAGAAACAGAUGCAAGAUGAUGAAAGAAAGAGGGAGGAAGAGAAACAAAACUGGAGAGAAAAACAGAAGAUCCUUGAAAAAAUGAUCCAGAAUGAGAAACAUCUGAGAGAAGAAGCAAGAAAGAUUUAUGAAGAUAAAAUUCAUCUGAUUGAACAAAAGUGUGAAGAUAAACUCAUGAGAGUAAAAACAGAGGAGUAUGAAGAAGACAGAAGAAGAGAAAUAGAGAGAAUUAAAAUCUGCUGCUCUCAAACAGACUCAAGUCAUCUGAUAAUUGAACCAAAGAUCAGCAAACAGCUUGAUAAACUCUUCAGUAAAUUAAAUUUAACAAACAGACAUCAAGAUAAACUGAGAACAGAAGAUUUUCUUAAAAUCACAGAAUCUUCACUUCAGUCUCAAGAGCCACAGAGAGAAACUGAACUUGUAAACUCAUUCCUACUAAAACUGUUGAACAUGAACUACAGAGCAAGAGAAACUCACAUAAAACACAGAGAAGAUCAACAAACACCUGCAAACUACGACCCUGAAGUUGACUUUAAUAUUCAUGUGAUGGAUGUUCAGAUGGCUGUGUUUCAUUGUGCUGAUAGUUUCCUAAAGCAGCUGAUGGUCACUAAACUCUCACAGUGUCAGUUUGCUCUUCCUCUGCUUGUUCCUCAUCCAUUCACACAACAGAUUGAGUUUCCUCUCUGGACAUUCAGACAAAUCAACAAGAGCUGGAUGAUGAGAAAUAAUGACAAUGAGAUCAUCAGUGAAGUCCAGCCUGUGUACAAAGCAGAAACUCCAAUGGUGUCGUUCUUCAGGUUUGGCUCUUUGUCUUCAUCAAAGUCUCAGCUGAUAAACAGUUUGAUCAAUGAGAAACACAACACGUUCUUCCACAGAAACUGCUCAGGAAGCAGCAGAACCAGACUACUGAUGGAUGGCGUGGUGGAGAUCGCCUGGUACUGUCCCUCUGAAAAAAACACAGAUCAAUUUACUGACUGUGUUGCCUUCUGUGAUCUUCAUGGUGAUGCAGGAGACAAUGAGAAACAAUAUGAGAUUUUAACCAGUAUGUCUUCAGUUAAUGUCCUCUUCUUAUCUGAUUUUGGACAGAAGAACCAGUAUAAGGGUUUGGUGAAGUCACUCUUCAGAUCUCCUCAGCCUCUUAUUUGUCUCCUCACAGACAAUAACUGUGAUAAAACUAAACUGACAGAUGGAAAAUUCAUCUUUGGUCUUUUGAACAAAAAUCAAUCUGAUCUAUCUACUGAGAUAAGAGAGACAAUCAGAUUGAGUCUGAAACAGCACAAGAAGACUUUUAAACUGGAAGAUGUGGCUGAACACACAGGAAUUCAAGUAGAUGAGAAUAAUGAAGAGUGUCAGAGAGGAAAAGAUGUGGCGCUUCAGAUGAUGAGAUCACUGAAUGAUGAAGAUCCAUCAAAAGUUAAAGAAACAAAUCUGCCCUGUCAGGGGAAACUGUGGCACGACUGGUGUAAAAUAAACAAAGAGCUUCGUCAUCUAAGAGGAGAAAAUCUGGAAGAAGAUAAAAGCACCAAACUGAAACUAAUGAAGGAAAUAAGAGAAAAACAAAUGUCACAAGGAUCAACAGAGUUUAUGAGGAUAUUUUUUGAAGCACUGAGAUCACUGAAAACCAAUGAGAAGAAGUAUUUUCUGACAUGGAUGAUAAAUCUGUUGGAUGAGGGCACUUCUAAAAAUCUUUGUGAACUUCAUAAGGAGUUUGAUAUGAUAUGGAAUGAAGUUUCUGCUUUGAAACAAAAGCCAGAUAAACAAGACCAACUGCAGAUUAAACAAACAGAGCUCGAGAAAAUAUCAGAACAAAUCAAUAAAACAACCUUUGGCUUGGAACACUUUGUUAGAGAGCUCGGUCAGAUCUAUGAAUCAUGGUCAUCUAUGAAGAAAAACUAUUUCUCUGAUCUCCCGAGUCUUGCAGCAGAGAUGAUGAUCUCUGGAUUUCCACUGGAGUUGAUGGAUGGAGAUGCUGCUCAUGUUCCUCUCAUCUGGGUUAAAGCUGUUUUAGAUCAACUCAUCCAGAAACUGGGAGAUCAGAGAGUUUUUGUGCUGUCAGUUUUAGGGAUUCAGAGCUCUGGUAAAUCUACUUUACUCAAUGCUAUGUUUGGUCUUCAGUUUUCUGUCAGUGCUGGUCGAUGCACCAGAGGAGCUUUCAUGCAGCUGAUCAGAGUAUCAGAGGAGAUGAAACAACAGAUGAAGUUUGAUUAUAUUCUGGUUGUUGAUACUGAGGGUCUUCGUGCACCAGAACUGGAAGGUGGAAGGUCCUCAAGAAAUCAUGAUAAUGAAUUGGCCACAUUUGUUGUUGGUCUUGGAAAUCUGACAUUGAUCAACAUCAUGGGAGAAAACCCAUCUGAGAUGCAGGAAAUUCUCCAGAUUGUUGUCCAGGCCUUCAUGAGGAUGAAGAAAGUCCAUCUGAAUCCCAGCUGUAUGUUUGUACAUCAGAAUGUUUCAGACGUCACAGCUGGAGAUAAAAACAUGGUGGGAAGAAGACGACUGCAGGAGACACUGGAUGAGAUGACAAAACUCGCUGCUAAAGAAGAAGUCAGUGAUGCAGGAUAUUUCAAUGAUGUCAUUGCAUUUGAUGUUCAGAAAGAUGUGAAAUAUUUUGCUCAGCUGUGGGAGGGAAGUCCACCAAUGGCGCCACCAAACCCAACCUACUGUAAGAAUGUUCUGGAUCUGAAAAAAUCUAUUUUAACACAUGCUUCAAAAUCAAAUGGCAUAAUGCUGUCACACCUAAGAGGACGUAUUGAAGAUCUCUGGGAGGCUUUGCUGAAUGAACAGUUUGUGUUCAGUUUCAGAAAUUCCCUGGAAAUCACAACUUACAGGAGAAUAGAGACAGAAUACAGCAAGUGGAGCUGGAGCCUUCGAAGUGCAAUGCUGGACAUUGAAAACAAACUACACAACAGAAUAGAAAAUGAAGCAGUUCAUGAAGUUGAGGAUUCUGAUCUUCAAAACAAACUUCAUGUAAAAAGUGAAGAAGUGAAAAAGACAAUGUCAGAUUUCUUUGAGAAAGACAGAGAUACUGAAGUACUGAAUCAGUGGAAAACUUCAUUUAAAAUAAAAAUCAAAGAGCUUCAGGAAAACAUUGUGAUGGAGACAAAGAAGAAAUUAAAUCAGGUUCUUCAGCAGCGAGACAUGAAGAAAAAGAUUGAUGCUCAGAGGACACAACAUGAAAACCAUCUUUUUGAAAAGAGCAAAGAACUUGCCAUGAAACUAAAAGACAAAGCAAAUAAUGAAAAUAUCAUGAAAAAAGAGUUUGAUUCAUUUUGGAAAGAGCAGAUGGAAAAAAUCAUCAGAAGCACUCCUACAGUUAAAAACAUCAAUAUUUUAAAAGAUGUGACAGAUCUCCUCAGAAACAUCUAUCCAAGUAUCCCUAUAAACUAUGAGAACAUUAAUAUGUUCCAUGUGCUAAGCUAUUCAGUUUAUGUGAAGUUAAAGAAAUCAAAUUGGAAAACGGCAUCCAUCAAACAUGUCUGCAAAGAAGCUAAAGAGAUGUUGGGCUUUGGCUUUGUUUUAUCUCCAGAGGAUGAAGUUCAGAUAAGAAGAUUAAUCAAUGAAAUUGCUGAUGACACAGAUCAAAUGAUUCAGUCAUAUAACAUUGCAAAGAUGGGCUACAACAUCAGCUGCAUUCAACAACUCAUGGAUUACAUAAAGACAAAAAUAACUGAUCAUGAAGGAAAGCCAAAAGUGAAAUAUGCGUUCAAGAGAGAAUUCUUCAGGGAUUUGAUAGUUUGUAUUUGUCAGAGAGCAAACAAGACAUUUACUGAUCAACACAGAUUAUUCACUGAAGCAAAUAAUCCUGUUCUGUAUUUUAAAAGAAAGAAAGAAGAGUACUACAGGAUUUUCCAGAAAUACUGUAAAGGUGCAACAUCAGCUGCCAUUACUGCUAAAUGUAUUUGUAAUAAACUUAAAGAGACCAUUGAGCAGAAUGUCUACAAGAAAACAGCCAGAGAUUUAGCAGAUGAAAUGAAGACAAACUGUGAAUCACUGAAUGGAAACAGAUCAAAACUGGAGAAACACAUCCUGACAAUGUUGGCUAGAACAGAUAAUUUUCAAGCAUACAUGAACUACAUUGAGAAUCCCAGAGAUCACUUUAAAGAUUUCAUCAGAGGUGAAGUCAGUCAGUACAUCACUGAAAGAUUUCAUGAUAGUGUUCAACCUAAGAUGGAGAAAAACAUUACACAGCUGGAGCAGAAGAUCAUAAACGCAGCACAAGAGUCCACCAAACACAUUAAAGAGAUCAAUGGAGAUGUUCAUUCAUGGUUGACUCAUUUCACACAUCUGCUCUCUGAUGUUCUGGUUUUCUCUGUAAGUGACCUCACUGGAGUGAAUUUUACUGAUGUUGAAACCACUGUCUUGGAAGAUGUUAUAAUAAAAGAGAUUCCUUCUGUAAUGUCUGACAUCAGCAGUAGAUUUACUGAAGAAACAUUUCCAUUGAAGCUGAACAACAGAGACAGACCAGAUGAGAUUCUGAUUAAUCAUUUCUGUCGGUGCUGUUGGGUUCAAUGUCCUUUCUGUGCUGCCAUUUGCACCAACACCAUAGAAGACCAUGAUGGAGAUCACAGUGUCCCUUUCCAUCGUAAUAUUGGACUGAAUGGGUGGCAUUAUAAAGGAACAACAAACCUAGCUAUCAACAUCUGCACAUCAGCAGUAGCCAGUGAUCGAUCAUUUUAUCCAGACCCAAACUCAGAUGUUUUGUGCCUGUGGAAGGAAUACAGAAAAGGAGGUCCUAAAUAUGCUAAGUGGAGCAUCACCCCUGAUCUCUCUGAGCUGCCCUACUGGAAAUGGUUUGUGUGCAAAUUUCAGAAGAAUCUGGAAGAGUACUACAAGAAAACCUAUGAGGGGAGCGGAAAGAUUCCAGAUGAAUGGAGAAAAUACUCUGAUGUGGAUGCUAUUGAGAGUUUGGAUAAAUACAUUUCAUGA
This is a messenger RNA of Paramisgurnus dabryanus, 7257 nucleotides long. Lineage: Eukaryota; Metazoa; Chordata; Actinopteri; Cypriniformes; Cobitidae. The record is from RefSeq and is a predicted model, not a curated record.